Molecule: messenger RNA, 1268 nt
Organism: Ixodes scapularis (black-legged tick)
Lineage: Eukaryota; Metazoa; Arthropoda; Arachnida; Ixodida; Ixodidae
Gene: Pex16
Product: peroxisomal membrane protein PEX16
Exons: 8
Coding region: 47-1045 (332 amino acids)
Biological process (GO): peroxisome organization
Cellular component (GO): peroxisomal membrane
Source: RefSeq, a predicted model, not a curated record
UUUAUAUUUUUACCUAUUUAUGAAUUUGUGAUCCGGAAAAGCUGGAAUGGCGGAUUUGCUCGUCCGCUAUCGAGAGCUCGUGAAAGCGAACCCUUCACUGGCCAGCGAACUCGAAACCGUUCUCCGGUGGAUAUCCUAUUUCUCAGCAGGGCGCUUCGGGAAAUCAGCUGUUGUCGCCGAGCUACUCUACUCCGCAUCGAGCCUGCUGACACUCGCCAACGACCUCAUCCUAAGACAUGCCGCCAACGUCCCAGUACACCUGGACCGCGCCGUGGAGAAACUCCAGUCAUGCCUGGCAGUCGUGGAAUACUUGGAGGUCUUCAUGGAGCUCGCUGCCCUUCACCUCCGCGGCGACACCGCGCGCUGGGUUGCUGUGGGGCUCGUGCAGAUCAUCAAGGCUGGCCUCAGGCUCGUGCUCUUGUUGCGUCACGGUCAGGGACUGCAGUGUUCGCCUGCGGUAGCACCCCUCGACCGGAGAAGGCAGCUGCAGCCUGCUCAGGGAACUUCCGGCGGGCCCUCUACUCCCGCUGCCGAGCCGAGCUAUUCACUAAGGCACAGCGGUCGCAUCGUUAGGACCCUCGCCGGAGCGCCGCCAGCAUCGAGGAGGCAGUGGAAGCCUCCCGGCGCCCAGACGGAAGUUCUUGAACGGACUUCGCCAACGCCACUGCAAGGACCGGAACUGGCAGCCGAGCUGGCACACGUGCUGCGACCCGUGGCGCACCUGUCGGCCCUCGGCAUCUUUGGCCGCGCUUCUUGGGGCCCUUGGGCCCUGGCGGCAGCCUUGGACUUGGCGAGCCUGCAGGUGCUGGCCAGGGCACGGCCGUCCCUGCAACCCCGCGAGCGGGUGGAGCUGAGCCGCCGGUUCCUCCACCUCGUGCUCUACCUCGUGAGGUCGCCGUUCUACAAGCGCGUCACCGAGCGUCCGCUGUUGAGCCUGCUUCGGGGCGCCGGGGAGAGCGUUCCUUUCUUGGGCCUGGUCACUCGGCCGUUGGCAGAGUACUUGCCAGAAUGGCAGGAUACGUACUGCCACAACUGGAGCUCCUAACCAUUCCAAUCAAGAUCCACAAUCUGCAUUUCCUCGCCGACUUUGAGGUGCAAAGUUCUGUGGGUCGUUGUCCACCCAGUGAAGCUCAAGGUUGGCGUUUACCUCCCAGUUUUAGAUAUCCAGGUGAAGGCCAUCAUACCGUUUACACUGGGCAUGAAAAUGUUUUGUUACAAAAAAUAAAAUGAUAAAAAGCACGUUCAAUUUUGGCACUGGAUGCCAUAAA